This is a messenger RNA of Rhineura floridana, 4594 nucleotides long. It is a transcript of the gene FBXO11, whose product is annotated as F-box protein 11. Gene Ontology annotation, molecular function: zinc ion binding; protein binding. NCBI's taxonomy places the organism in Eukaryota, Metazoa, Chordata, Lepidosauria, Squamata, Rhineuridae. The transcript has 23 exons. The record is from RefSeq and is a predicted model, not a curated record. Gene Ontology annotation, biological process: protein ubiquitination; ubiquitin-dependent protein catabolic process; regulation of apoptotic process. The coding region runs from base 647 to 3424 and encodes 925 amino acids.
CACCCCUCCGACGCUAUAUGCAAGCCUCGACGCGAUUGGCCGAGCCGAGCCGCCACUUCUGUGCGGGAGGCACGGAUUGGACAACCCAGGGCGGCCCGCCUUACCCGUUGUGAGAGUGUAUGGGGAAGGAGGGAGGGAAAAGAGAGAAGGGGGAAGGGUGUCUUUUUUCUCUCCUCUCUCUCUCUCUCUGGCAGUGUCAAUGGCUCCUCCUGCCACGGAGCGGCGACGGGCUUAAGCCGAAGCCGGGCCGGGGGGAGCUGUGGGCGACUCCCUUGAGAGAGAGAGAGAGAGAGAGGAGAGAGGCGCGAUAUUGGGGGGGCUGGGGAGGGGGUGGGAGGGAAAAGCGCGCGCUCGUCAGGGGAAAGGGGGUAAAGAAGGGGGGUCACCAGUGGCACGAGCAUCCCCCCCUCGUUAACUGCCGCCGGCGGAGGAGCGACCUGAGCGGCUACUGAGAAGGAGGAGGAGGCGCCUUCCUUUCCCCCCACGCGAGCUCAUCCGGGCCGGUCCCCUCAGCCGGGGGCUCUCUUCCUCUCUACUCCUUCCCCUCUUCUCCCCUCCCCUCCCCCCCUCACCUAUCCACUCACCCACCCCCAAGUACCGGUGCCGGAGGAGCGACCCCCUCUCCUCCCCCCGCCCGAGCCGGCAAAUGAACUCGGUCCGAGCCGCCAACAGGAGACCCAGGCGAGUGUCCAGGCCGCGCCCGGUGCAGCAGCCGCCUCCACCGCCGCCGCCUCCGCCUCCUCCCGCUCAGCCGCCUCAGCAGCAGCAGCAGCAGCAACCACUGCAACUGCCGCCGCCGCCGCCACCGCCGGAGAGGAACAACAACAACGCCGCAGCUGCCGCAGCUGCCGCCGUCGCCGCUGGGGAACGGGAUGAUGAUGUACCUGCAGAUAUGGUUGCAGAAGAAUCUGGUCCUGGUGCACAAAAUAGUCCAUACCAACUUCGCAGAAAAACUCUUUUACCUAAAAGAACAGCUUGCCCUACAAAGAGCAGUAUGGAGGGUGCCUCUACUUCAGCUACAGAGAACUUUGGCCAUCGAGCGAAACGUGCUAGAGUAUCUGGAAAAUCACAAGAUUUAUCAGCAGCACCUGCGGAACAAUAUCUUCAAGAGAAGUUGCCUGAUGAAGUGGUUUUGAAAAUCUUCUCUUACUUGCUGGAGCAAGAUCUUUGUAGAGCAGCUUGUGUAUGUAAGCGCUUCAGUGAGCUGGCUAAUGAUCCAAUUUUGUGGAAACGACUCUACAUGGAAGUAUUUGAGUAUACACGUCCAAUGAUGCACCCUGAACCUGGUAAAUUUUAUCAGAUUAAUCCAGAAGAGUAUGAGCACCCAAAUCCCUGGAAGGAAAGCUUUCAGCAACUGUAUAAAGGAGCUCAUGUAAAGCCAGGAUUUGCCGAACAUUUCUACAGUAACCCAGCAAGAUAUAAAGGAAGAGAAAAUAUGUUGUAUUAUGAUACCAUUGAAGAUGCAUUAGGUGGGGUUCAAGAAGCUCACUUUGAUGGACUUAUCUUUGUUCACUCUGGCAUAUACACGGAUGAAUGGAUAUAUAUUGAAUCUCCAAUCACCAUGAUUGGUGCAGCACCUGGGAAAGUGGCAGAUAAAGUCAUUAUAGAAAACACAAGAGAUUCAACCUUUGUCUUCAUGGAGGGAUCUGAGGAUGCUUAUGUUGGUUAUAUGACAAUCAGGUUUAACCCUGAUGAUAAAUCUGCACAACAUCACAAUGCCCAUCACUGCUUAGAGAUUACAGUCAACUGCAGCCCAAUUAUAGACCAUUGUAUUAUUCGAAGUACUUGUACAGUUGGUUCUGCAGUCUGUGUUAGUGGCCAAGGAGCUUGUCCCACUAUCAAGCAUUGCAACAUUAGCGAUUGUGAAAAUGUUGGACUGUACAUUACAGAUCAUGCACAGGGAAUAUAUGAGGACAAUGAGAUCUCUAAUAAUGCAUUAGCUGGGAUUUGGGUUAAAAACCACGGAAACCCUAUUAUCAGACGGAAUCAUAUUCAUCACGGGCGUGAUGUUGGUGUUUUUACAUUUGACCAUGGCAUGGGUUAUUUUGAAAGCUGCAACAUACAUAGAAAUAGAAUAGCAGGCUUUGAAGUGAAAGCUUAUGCCAAUCCUACAGUAGUUCGUUGUGAAAUCCACCAUGGCCAAACCGGAGGAAUCUAUGUUCACGAAAAAGGAAGAGGACAAUUUAUAGAAAACAAGAUCUAUGCAAACAAUUUUGCAGGGGUGUGGAUUACUUCAAAUAGUGACCCAACAAUAAGGGGUAACGCAAUUUUUAAUGGGAAUCAAGGUGGAGUCUAUAUAUUUGGUGAUGGAAGAGGCCUUAUUGAAGGAAACGACAUCUAUGGAAAUGCAUUAGCAGGGAUUCAAAUUCGGACUAACAGCUGUCCUAUUGUUCGACACAACAAGAUUCAUGAUGGCCAGCAUGGUGGCAUUUAUGUGCAUGAAAAAGGCCAAGGUGUAAUUGAAGAAAAUGAAGUGUACAGUAAUACCUUGGCUGGAGUCUGGGUAACAACAGGAAGCACGCCAGUGCUGAGAAGAAAUAGAAUACAUAGUGGUAAACAGGUUGGUGUUUAUUUCUAUGACAAUGGACAUGGAGUCUUGGAGGACAAUGAUAUCUAUAACCAUAUGUACUCAGGGGUUCAAAUCAGAACUGGAAGCAACCCCAAAAUUAGGCGCAACAAAAUUUGGGGAGGCCAGAAUGGUGGAAUUCUUGUUUAUAAUUCUGGGCUUGGCUUUAUAGAAGAUAAUGAAAUUUUUGAUAAUGCAAUGGCUGGAGUAUGGAUUAAGACUGAUAGUAAUCCCACAUUAAGAAGAAACAAAAUCCAUGAUGGAAGAGAUGGGGGCAUCUGUAUAUUUAACGGGGGCAGAGGCCUCCUUGAAGAGAAUGAUAUCUUUAGGAAUGCACAAGCUGGAGUCCUUAUCAGCACGAAUAGUCAUCCUGUGUUACGAAAAAAUAGAAUAUUUGACGGAUUUGCUGCAGGUAUUGAAAUAACAAAUCAUGCAACUGCAACUUUAGAAGGCAAUCAGAUUUUCAAUAACCGGUUUGGAGGUUUAUUUCUAGCAUCUGGAGUCAAUGUGACAAUGAAAGAUAACAAAAUAAUGAACAAUCAAGAUGCCAUAGAAAAAGCUGUCAGUAGAGGCCAGUGUCUGUAUAAAAUAUCAAGUUACACCAGCUAUCCCAUGCAUGAUUUCUAUAGAUGUCACACUUGUAACACCACAGACCGCAAUGCCAUAUGCGUAAACUGUAUUAAGAAGUGCCAUCAAGGACAUGAUGUGGAAUUUAUUAGGCACGAUAGGUUUUUCUGUGACUGUGGUGCUGGAACACUGUCCAAUCCCUGUACAUUAGCUGGAGAACCCACACACGAUACAGAUACACUAUAUGACUCUGCUCCUCCUAUAGAAUCUAAUACACUGCAGCACAACUGAAUUACUUUGAGAAAGGAAAAGAGUCCUGCCAUUCUAUUGUAACUGUUAAUUUUGUUUUUGAGGAAGUUAUACUUGCCCAUUUCUGCAGAGAGAGACUUUAAAAUGGAUGUGUAAAAGUGGUGACACUAUGGAGCUCAAUCUACCAAAAAGAAAGUGGCAAUAUGUUGACUCAGGAUAACAGAACUGGGCGUUUCAGCAUUACUGUGUAAACAAAGACUAAGGGACAGACGUGAAGAAAACAAGCUGCAUCUUUGUACAGAUACCAACUUCCAAAAGGCUGGUGUUUCUACAAGUAGCAUCGAAACACAGUCCCACUUGCAGUAGUACUAUUCUGUAGACUAGCAGCAGUCUUUGUUGCUGCCUUUAUGGACAUGGGUACCAAUUGCUUUUUGUAAUAUGGUAAAAAUGUGAGCUAGCACUUCUGCAUUUAUUUUGAUUUUUUUAACAUUUAUUCAGAUUGAGAUGAUUUUAAUGCUUUAAUCUCAUGUAGUUUUUAAUUUCAAGCAAAUCUUAUUGUACUUGAAUGUGUCCUGUUUUGUUAGCACACCUAGACUUGCUGUAACUGUACUCAUGUCCCAGUAUGUACGUUCUUUCUAUGAAAGAGAACACUAAUCUUAAAUUAUAUCCAGCAAUUUUUCUGGUGUCCUUUGCAUUUAAACUAUCCCUCUUAUUCCUCCCCUACCCCCAUGAUCUUUACAUCAUUUUGAGAGACAAUGUUUUAUGAGGCUUCUUGGGAGAUAAUGCACUAUAAAACAGAGUAUGAAGAUGCCAGUUUGCAAUUGGAGGUUUUACUAUGUUUUAAAGUACACUGAAAGAAAGUCUCUACAAAAUAAUCCUGUGUUUUACUCUGUUCACAGUUUUAUUGAACAGUCUGGACAUUACUCUUAUGAAUUGCUGAAAAAUUGCAAUUUCCUCCUCUAAUGAAGAUGAGACAAAGUAUAUAGACAGCCCUAUACAGUUUCAUAGCUUUUUUCCAUUAAUGUGUAUUGGUGACAGUGGGUAAUCAACAGCCUGAAAGUGUAUGCAUGUACCAUAACAUCUAGACUUAAUAUAUUGUGGAGUAUUCAAUAACCAUUAUGUAGAGGGUAGCUAAGAAUUAAAAGGGUUUAAUUUCCUAGGAAAGACAAUGGAAAAUGGUCAUUUUUAAAAAAUAAAGUUUAUUAGAUCAUU